Molecule: messenger RNA, 907 nt
Organism: Cloeon dipterum
Lineage: Eukaryota; Metazoa; Arthropoda; Insecta; Ephemeroptera; Baetidae
Product: trypsin-6-like
Exons: 4
Coding region: 19-795 (258 amino acids)
Biological process (GO): proteolysis
Molecular function (GO): serine-type endopeptidase activity
Source: RefSeq, a predicted model, not a curated record
CACACAAAUCAACUCACCAUGCAGACCGAAGCAGUGAUCGUUCUGGCUUGCAUCGCCGCAAUUGCCUGCGGCGUUCCUUCAAAUCUGCAGGAAAUGGAACUUACUGAGUCAACCGAGGACAUUAAUAGCAGGAUUAUUGGCGGCACAGUGGCUGAGCAAGGUGAAUUUCCGUGGCAUGUCGCCAUCCAGAAUACUUCCGAUGGGCAGCACUGGACUCAUAAAUGCGAUGGCACCAUCAUCUCCAAGGAAUUCAUCCUCACCGACGAAAUAUGCGCCAUGGAAUCUGGCGAGUUUGGCCGAGUAAUUGCCGGAACUUUGGAUUUGACAAACCCUGGCUCGGUCCACUUCAUCGCUGAAACCAUUCGAAAUGACUCAUCUAGGGAAAUUGUCCUCAUGAGGGUUGACCCACCCUUUGCAUUUAAUUCCAACACUGGACCAAUCCUUCUGCCUCAUCAGAGCACUGAAACCUUUCCAGGCACAAUUCUGACAGUCUCAGCCUGGAGCGAAAUUGAUGAAACUAACAUUUUAAUGAAGUUGGAGUCGCCGGUUUUGUCCAAGGCUUGGUGUUCGGACCUGUUCCCCAAUUCGCCGUUUGAUUUUGAAAACUACAUCUGCGCUGGAGACGCCAACAACGGCACAGGGUCGUGCUCGAAUAUUGACUUGGGAGCCCCUCUCGUUUUAGACGGUGAGCUGCGAGGGCUUUUCCGCAGCCAAUUUAGAGGGUGUGAUUACCCUGGCAUUUACGUCGAAGUGUCCAACUUCCGCGACUGGAUCUACGAGAUUGCUGGUGUUUAACGAUAAUAAUAUUUAAAUUAUUUUAGUUUUUAAUUUAAUUAUGGAAAAACAGCCAAAAAAUUAACUCACAAAAUCAAAUUUUUGCCUGUUUGAAUUUAAAUGUGUAGGUAUA